This is a messenger RNA of Prunus armeniaca (apricot), 324 nucleotides long. NCBI's taxonomy places the organism in Eukaryota, Viridiplantae, Streptophyta, Magnoliopsida, Rosales, Rosaceae. The record is from the annotation of a GenBank genome assembly.
AUGUGCUUCUCCAUAAAAACCAAUCCUAAAUAUGCCCGGUUCGUGAACCUCCCGGUUUUCGUCGGAUUACUAAAGAAGGCCGAGGAAGAGUUCGGGUUCGGGUGCAGCGGAGGCCUCGUGUUGCCUUGCGAGGUUGGGUUUUUCAAAGAGAUCUUGAGAUUUCUCGAGAGGGAUGAGAGCAAAUUUGGACGGCUGGGAAUGGAAGAGUUCUUGAAGAUGGUUUCUGAAGUUGGUUUUGAUUCUUGCAAGGAAUUGGCGUCCAAUGCUGCUGCUAAUUCCUCUUGCCAUGCCUUCACUCCUCUGUUGCAGAAAGCAAGGGCCUGA